This is a messenger RNA of Debaryomyces fabryi, 6951 nucleotides long. RefSeq names its product Cch1p (gene CCH1). Gene Ontology annotation, biological process: calcium ion import across plasma membrane. Gene Ontology annotation, molecular function: high voltage-gated calcium channel activity; calcium ion binding. The transcript has a single exon. Gene Ontology annotation, cellular component: membrane; voltage-gated calcium channel complex. The record is from RefSeq and is a predicted model, not a curated record. The coding region runs from base 1 to 6951 and encodes 2316 amino acids. Lineage: Eukaryota; Fungi; Ascomycota; Pichiomycetes; Serinales; Debaryomycetaceae.
AUGGAUCAAGGAAUAGGAUAUUCGUAUCCAGAUAUACAUGUACGGUCACCCAGCGAGGAUUCGCUAGAAGGAAAUGGAAGUAGAUCAAUGGUUGACGUAGGGAGUACGUCUUUAAAGCUGCCAUCAAUAGACGACGCGGAAAGCAACCGGUCAUUUAGAAGAGAAGUGAGCUCAAAGAGAAGGCGGCCGUUGAUGAAAGCAACCUCUUCUACAGGUAGAUCGAACGAAAGUUUAUUGUUGAGAAUGCAAAGUAAUCAUAAUACAUCGGGCCCCAAUACGCCUGUAAUAGAAGAAACGUCGUUUAUCAAUAGGGCUGCACAAGAGCAUAAUUUUGAAGCAUUAAAGGAAGGAUUGGGAUUUGCAUUAGGAACGGCGGAUUCGGGGGCUAACUGGUUUCCUGUAACACCUGACCCUAAUUCGGGGUCAGAUAAAGCCCAGAAUGGGUCAUUGGAUAAUCUCUCACAAGAUCUUAUACCUCCAGCAGAGGAAGGGUACACUGACACGAUUCAUUUGGAUAAUUUGAGAAAUAAACGGCUAUCUAACCCGUUCAAUGGAGACAACAAUAGGACGGCACAUUUAUCCCCAUUUGAUGAUCCAACACACCACCAACACCACUAUGACCCUAGCACACCUGUUUCAGACAGGGCAUUUAGUUUUAGUGAUAAUGCUAAUCCCGACCUUUUGGAGGCAGGUCACUUAACCCCAACUUCAGGGUCGGCUCCAUCGCAUUCAAAAAUAUCAAACGUACUUACUAGGUUAUCAGAUCGUAUUGCAGGAAAUAGGGCAGGUACCUCACCCACUACUACAUCUCCAUCAAAGAGCCAUAGACGUAUGAGUACUUAUAGUGAAGGCAAUACCCCGGUUUCUCCAAUGAGUAGAACUACUCUGUUUUCACACUACGGGUCUGAUUCGGGAUCUAAUAAUAAUAAUAAUGGGUCAGAUACCAAUUCUAGUGUUCCGCAUUUUUUACCAGAUGUCACUGUGACAGAUGAAUUUCAAAAUGAAAACUUUCUUCAAGGGGCAAAUGCGUCAGAGGGACUUGGGCUCUUCUUAAAUAAGGAUUCGUAUUUGAGUACUGAUUCCUUGCGAAAUGACCAACCACAAACAUCACCCAUUGCAUCCUCACCUAAACCAAUAUUACUGCAAAUAUCUCCACAGAGAUUACGCACUGAAGAUAACAAUGUACGUAUUUUACCUGAAAAAGGUAAAUAUACUGAUACUAGAACCAUGUACUUUUUUGGAAAAUCUUUGAAAAUCUUUUCUCCACAAUCCCCUUUACGUUUACUUUGCCAUAGAGUUUUAUCUCAUAGUUCAACCAAUUUAUUUCUAUUAGUUUUGUUAGUUUUGCAAACUGCUUUACUUUCAUACAGGCAAUGGAAUCCCAUACAUCUACGUGGUUAUUAUUACGCAGGAUAUAAUUGGGCUGAUUAUAUCUUGAUUGUGAUUAACGUAAUUUAUACGAUUGAAGUAUUCAGCAAGAUCAUUGCAUACGGUUUUAUUGACGAUCGUGCUAUGUAUAAGGAGUUGGGUUUAAUUUAUCCUGAAAGUGACAUAAAGAAUCUGUACUUUAAUCUGAAAUAUAUCAAAGCCUUUUUACGCGCAUUUGGAUUAUCGAGAAUGGCACCAAAAAAAGGUGAUAGCAAAAAUAUUGUAUCGCACCAUACUAAGGAUUCGAUCGAUGCCAUGAAUGAUUCAAACGAAGAAAUUGACGUUAAAGAGAUCAAUCUUGGUGAAGAAGAGCCUACGAAUACUUAUACACGAGAACAUAAAAUUAGUAAUCCAUUCGUGGAUCCAUCUAUGAGUAUCCAAAAAAAAUACAGCGAUACUAAUUUGCAUAAUGAGACAUCUACCAAUAUUUUUGAAGAACACGAUAGUGAUAGUCUGGAUUUAGUUGACGAACCUAUUUUGAAUUCCCAAAAAUUCGAUGCAAAGAACACUCUAUUAUUACCAAAAUCAAGAGGAAGAAAUAUUGAUCAACUUCAUUUAAAAAGAGCAUUCCUAAGAAAUAGCUGGCAUAGAAUAGAUUUUCUUUCGAUGAUAUUCUUUUGGAUUUCGUUAUUUUUAUCGAUUGAUCAAUAUGAUAGUAAACAUCAUAUCAUGCUCUUUAGAUCUUUGAGUUGUUUGAGAAUUUUAAGAUUGUGUAACUUGACUACUGGUACCACAACUAUUUUGACAGCUUGUAAAAUAGCUAUUCCACAGUUAAUUGAUGUUUCAAUCUUUAUUUGCUGCUUUUGGUUAUUCUUUGGAAUUAUUGGUGUCCAAUCAUUCAAAUCUUCUUUUACAAGACAAUGUGUCUGGUUUAAUCCCGACGAUUCAAAUGAUACUUACAUUAACGAGGGACAGUACUGUGGGUCAUACAUAGAUUUAGAUGGAAAAGCUGUACCAUAUAUUAAAAGAGACGGGCUUCAUUCAAGUACUAAAAAAGGGUUCACUUGCCCUAAGUACUCUAAAUGUAUAAGUGGAGAAAAUCCUUAUGGCGGAACUGUAAACUUUGAUAAUAUUCUUCAAUCAAUGGAAUUAGUGUUUGUUAUUAUGAGUGCUAAUACCUUCACAGAUUUAAUGUAUGACACAAUGAACUCAGAUAACAUGGCUGCAUGUUUAUUUUUCAUAUUUGCUAUCUUUAUUUUAACAGUUUGGUUAAUCAAUGUAUUUGUUGCUGUAAUUGUCGCAUCUUUUACUAUUACUAGAAUGGAGGCUGCCGAAGAGAAGAAACAGAGGAAAAAUGGAAAGAAGAAAUGGAGGAUUUUCGGUUCAGUGAACCAAGAAGUAUCCUUGCACACAGAACGGGUAAAUUUGCUUAAGAAACAAAAUAUAUUCUUAAAGUACUAUUAUAAAUUUGAGUUCAUAUUUGUUAUUCUUAUCUUUGUCAGUUUAUUCGCUCAAUGCUUUCGUGAUUUCAAUAUGGACGACCAUAGGCGUCAUACUUUAUAUCGAUUUGAGGCUAGUAUUACAGGUAUACUAUUUGUGGAGAUAGUGCUUCGUCUUGCGUUUCAUUUCCCAAACUGGAGAUUAUUUUUUAUAUCCAGAAGAAACUGUUUUGAUUUAUUCUUAGCCGUUAUUACUACAAUUAUUAUAAUCGGACCAGUUAAGAAAAAACUAGGUCAUGCAUACUACUGGUUAACCUUUUUUCAAUUAUUGAGAUUCUAUAGAGUGGUUUUAGCAACGAAUAUUACCAGAAAACUCUGGUUGAAAAUAAUGGGUAAUUUCAAAGCAAUUUUUGACUUGGCAUUGUUCUUUUUCAUUCUUACUUACCUAGCCAGUAUUAUUAUUUCUAGGUUUUUUGAAGGCACCAUACCGGAGUCUGACCUUGAUGAUAUUGAUUUUCCGAUGGAUACUCUCCCAAAUGCUUUUAUUGCUCUUUAUGUCAUAACAUCAACUGAAAAUUGGACUGAUGUGUUGUAUUAUUUGCAAGAGUACUCCUCGACAACCUCUUCAAGAGCUUUUGGUGCAAUGCUUUUAAUUGGAUGGUUUAUAAUAUCUAAUAUGGUUAUUUUAAAUAUUUUUAUUGCUGUUAUUGCUAAAACCUUGGAAGUCUCGGAAGAAGGCAAGAGAAAACAGCAGUUAAUUCAAUUUAUUGACAACAUGACAGAAAGAUUGCAAAACUUGGAAAAUGAACCUGGAAUGUUGACAAAAAUGAAGAAUAAAAUUUUUGGAAAAAGAGGUGUUAAGUAUGAAUUGGAAAAAGCUGUUGUUAAUUUACUUUUGAGUGGUACUGCGGUUAAUGAUUUCUUGGAGACAGAAGCAGAUGACAAUGAUAUAGCUGAUAAUUCUGAAAUUAAGAAUUUGCCCAAAUCUUCCUGGAAGCGAUGGUUUCAAGUAAAUUACUGGCGUACAACUAGCUUUUUUAGAAACCCAUUUUAUGCAUCAAAGAGUAAUAAAACUGAAAUCUCCAAUUUCGAUCCAGCUCAUUUUGCGCAAAAUAUUAUUUCAGAAAGAAAUAUACUUAUAUCAAAACAGAAUAAAUUUUUGAAAGAAAAUCCAAGAUUCAAUAGCGUGUUUUAUGUUUUAGGACCACGUCAUAGAUUAAGAAGGAUAUGUCAGCGACUUGUCAAAUCUAGUUUUGGUGAAAGAAUAGACGGAGUUGAGCCAAAUAAAACAGUUUCUGAAACUUUCAUAAUCGUAAUGUUUUUAGCAACAAUAGGAUUGGUUGUAACUGCGUGUUAUCUUACUCCCUUAUUCAGAAGGGAAAUGGUUUCCAAAUACGGCUACAUGAAUUUCACAUUUUACCUUGAAAUUGGAUUUGUUUCACUUUUCACAAUUGAGUUCUUUAUUCGAAUUAUCGCAGAUGGGUUGAUAUUCACUCCUAACGCCUAUUUGAGAUCAUCUUGGAAUUUCAUCGACUUAAUAGUAUUAAUUUCGUUGUGGGUUGAAUUUAUUGCUACGAUAAAAAAUGACGGGAACUUAUCUAGAAUUGUCAGAGGAUUAAAAGCCUUAAGAGCCUUAAGACUUUUGACUAUUAGUGAAACUGCAAAAAAUAAUUUUCAUAAUACUAUUAUUUCUGGAUUCUGGAAAAUCAUUAACGCUGCGAUCAUUUCUCUUUGUUUAUUAUUUCCAUUUGCUAUUUGGGGCUUGAACAUUUUCAAUGGAAGAUUAGGAUACUGUAUUGACAAUCAAUCUUAUGAAUCUGGUUGUAUACAUGAAUAUGAGAAUGAAGUAUUCAACUGGAACGUGAUGAGUCCUAAUGUUUAUACUAAUCCCUAUUUAGAAUUUGAUAAUUUUGGGAAUUCUUUCUCAUCGUUAUUUCAAAUCAUUUCAUUAGAGGGAUGGGUUGAUUUAUUAUUGGACGUUAUGAAAAGUACGGGUAUAGGCACACCACAGGAAGAUUUUGCAUCUCCAUUUAAUGGAUUUUUUGUUGUAUUAUUUAACUUUACGAGUAUUGUGUUUAUUUUGACAUUAUUUGUCUCGGUUAUUAUAAGUAACUAUUCCAAGACCACAGGAAGAGCAUAUAUGACAAAGGACCAAAUUUCUUGGUAUCAGGUUAAGAAAUUUUUAGUGCAGGUUAGACCUUCGAAGAGAAAGGACUUCGACCUGUUAUCAUUAUUUCAGAAAUUCUGCUAUACUAUGACUGUAGAAAGAAAUACAUAUUGGCAUGAAACUUUGAAUUUUGUUUUGUUCAUGCAUGUGUUAGCUUUGUUAUUAGAAUGUUAUCCUUCAUACGAUGGAUUGGAUGUAUUCAGAGCUGUGAUUUAUAUGAUCGCAGCUCUGUUGUUCUUGAUUAAUGCGGUUAUGUUACUUAUAGGACAAGGUCCUAGAACUUUCAUAAGAUAUAAAUGGAAUAUUUUUAAUCUUUUUAUUUCUUCAGGGGCAUUCUUAACUACAAUUAUUUCAUUUUUUGUUGACUCGCAAAAUGCAUUCCUCAAUUUUAAUAAAUUGUUCUUGGUUGGUAUUUUAACAUUUAUUAUUCCUAGAAGUAAUAGAUUAAGUGAAUUAUUGAGGUUUGCUUCUGCUAGUUUACCCACAUUAAUUUCUUUAUCGUUCACAUGGAUUAUUGUUUUUUUGGUCUUUGCUAUUGCAAUGAAUCAAAUUUUUGGUCUAACGAAAGUAGGACCAAAUACAUCUAAUAAUAUCAACUUAAGAUCAGUACCGAAGGCUUUAAUUGUACUUUUUAGGUGCAGUUUUGGAGAAGGCUGGAAUUAUAUUAUGGCAGAUUUUACAUUAAUUGAGCCAUACUGCUCAUCAGUUAAUGGUAUAGAUGAUAGUGAUUGUGGUAAUAGCCAAUAUGCUUAUAUCUUAUUUAUGCUGUGGAAUGUGAUAUCAAUGUACAUAUUUUUGAAUAUGUUCGUUUCAUUGAUUAUUGAUAGUUUCAGUUAUAUUAAUAACAGAUCCUCCUACAGUCAUUUAAUUAAACGGGAGGAGAUUCGAAAGUUCAAAAGGGCUUGGCAAAAAUUUGAUCCAGAAGGAUCAGGUUAUAUCAGGCCCUUUGAUUUACCUAAAUUUUUACAUUCAUUGGAUGGCGCUUUAGCCUUUCAUUUUUAUUCAGGUUCACUAGAAAUUCCCGUUUUAUGUCGUCAGUGGUUUAAACGAAAUAACAAAGAUGAUCCUUAUGAUGUAACUGUCAACUAUAAGGAAAUUGAUCGAAUAUUAAAUUUGAUGGAUGUACCCAGAAUUAAAGAGAGACGUAAAUUAUAUGAAAGGUUCAUGGAAGAAGCUAUUAUGAAUAUGGAACUUAGUGGAGACCCUGGAAUUUCGUUUACCAAAAUUAUCUUGCAAUUACCAUUGUAUACGUCAUUUGAGGCUGGCCAAUGUCUUAAUUUAAUUGACUUCUUAGAUCGUCGUCUCUUAGUGCAAAAAGUUGAGAAAAGAUUACAUACAAAAAGAGUGUACGAAACAAUCGCUGCGUAUGCAUGUCGUUGGAAAUACGUGAAGAAUAAAAAGCAAGGUAUAAGGGAUACUGAUAUAGAUUUCGGUAAAGGCCUUAAAAGGAAUAGUUAUUUAGCUAACGAAAACUUAGAAGUAAAUGCUCCUUCUAUAUUUGUUACUGAUACCAACGACAGUUAUGAGGCAUAUGACGAUGAAGAAGAUGAGACCUUUCCUUUAACAAAAUCAUCAGGGUUUAUGGAGGAUGACGAAAAUGAAAAUGAAGGAACAGCAAGUGGGAUCUAUGUUCCAAAAUCACCGUUGCAUAUUUAUAAUUCCAGAAAUAGGACACACAAUCAUGAUUCUCCUGGAAAACAACACAAAACAGAAUCCCCACCUAAGUUAUAUAUUCAAAUACCAUCAUCUCACUCAAAAUUAGGAUCUAGUCCUUCAAGUCCAAUUGAAGAUGCCAUUAACAUAUCGCCAUUUCUUAAUUCUGCUAAGAUAGAUGAUGAUGCAUUAGCUAACGUCUCUUUGAUAGACCUUUCAAAUCUUGGCGAAACGUUAGAGAAUUCCGAAUGGGGUGAGGCAUUCAGAGAAGUUAAAUCUGACAGGAAAACUGAAAAAAACAAGGAAGCAAAUAAAGAGGACUAA